Molecule: messenger RNA, 1842 nt
Organism: Zingiber officinale
Lineage: Eukaryota; Viridiplantae; Streptophyta; Magnoliopsida; Zingiberales; Zingiberaceae
Product: protein FLOURY ENDOSPERM 6, chloroplastic-like
Exons: 7
Coding region: 81-1505 (474 amino acids)
Source: RefSeq, a predicted model, not a curated record
ACAAAGAAUGGAAGAAAAAUGGUCCCUCCCUCCCUCCCGUUCGAGCAGUUCGCUGGGGCAACCCCAAGGGCUUCGGCGGAAUGCUGCUGCACAGGAUGAGUUUCCUCGCAUCCUCCAUUCCCUCCGUCUUCUUCGUCCUGUCCUCCGCCUCCUUGCGCCGUAGCCGCCCCAAAGGAUCUCCAUCUCUUCUCCUGCACUCCCCCUUCUCCUCGUCGUCGUUGCCCUCGUCCUGGAGAUAUCUGGAUUUUCUUCCCCCGAAUCCAUUUGGCUCCAAGGUUCCAUUUUUAUGGCUCUCUGAUACGUUACGAUGGUCAAAGAGGUGCACGACUGGGGACGAAAAUGGUGCGUCCGGGGUGAUGCGGAGAAGGGUGGAAUUGGAGGCCCAGAUUUACGAGUUCAUGCGCAAGGCUGGGAAUCUCGACGCUUUCCCGACUAGGGAGGAGCUGAUUGCAGCGGGAAGGUCGGAUCUCGUCGAAGCGAUCUCCUUCCACGGUGGUUGGCUCGCCUUUGGGUGGCGUCACAGCGAGUAUGUGCCCAUCGAGGUCCAAGAAGUAAUUUUUGAUGGUUCAUGGGAGAACGACGCCGUUGGGGAUAGUGUUCUUGAGUCUGAAGAGGAACUUUCUGUGUCUUCUUCUUCAGGAAGAUUGACGGAAAUAGAGAGUGCUGCGACUGGCGGAGGGAUUGAAGGAAUGUUGAGGAGGCUGGAAACACUAAGAAUUUUGUCUUUAGCAGAUUUCAAAGAGAUUGGAAGGGCAUCAUCCAGAGAUGACAAACAUGUCUUAGACAGAGCUGGUCAUAUGGUUCCUUCUGAUUCUGUGAAUAACAAGGCACUAGAUUGCAACGUCUUAGAUAAAGAUACAAAGAAUCAGGAGUAUAAGCAUUCUCAAAAUUCAGCAGAAAUGAGUAAACUCAAAAUUGAUUCAGAAUUUGGCAAUAGUGAGAUAGGCGUGCGCUUUAAGCAGUUAGAGUCAGAUCUUGCCUCAACACUGAAGUUACUUAGGUCCAGAAUUAAUGUUUCUUUUCAGGAGGGCCAACAAAGUUCAAUGGAUGAAAUGCAUAAGCUCUCUGAUGCUUUGGAAUAUCAAGAGACAGAUAUUAUUAAUGCACGAGAUAAGCUGAGGUCCAUUAGGGCAAGGAUGGCAGUACUCGAAGGAAAGAUGACACUUGAGAUUAUAUCAACAUUUUACAGAGAAUCAAAGAAAUUGGUGGGUGAGAAACAGAAAAAACUUGAUUCAGCUCAAAUUACUCUAAGCCUACUUCGCUCUGUCUGCAUAAUUUGGUCAAAUUCCGCUUCAGAGGUUUUACUAGUCGGCUCAUUUGAUGGAUGGACUAAUCAGAGAAGGAUGGAAUCAUCAAGUUCUGGCAUCUUUUCUCUGUAUCUGAAACUAUAUCCUGGUAGUUAUGAGAUUAAGUUCAUUGUUGAUGGGGUAUGGAAGGUCGACCCACUCCGGCCCAUUACUCGCAACGACGACGGAAAUGAGAAUAACCUUCUGAUCAUCACCUGAUACAUGUGCAAGGUAUGCUACGUUGCAGCCGUUAUUCUGCCUUAUCACCUCGGAACAAAAUCUUAUUGGAUUCUCCUCCCUUUUUCACAUGUUGCAUGUAUAUGCUUGUAGAUAACGAAUAGAAUCGAGCCUGCUGCAGUCAAACCAGAAAAUAGAGAAGUACAUUAAGAAAUAAAUUUUAAAUUUAAGUUUGUUGAGAUCUAUAUUUGUUAUAUGUUAUUUAAAGUUUCCAGAGGUUUCUGAGAAUUUUAGUCUUUGAUUAAGAUUAUUUUCAUCUUAGGAUUUUGAAACUAUUUGAAUAUUUAUUUAGGUGAUGUUAAGAUAUUAUUUCUAGAGC